Messenger RNA from Actinia tenebrosa (Australian red waratah sea anemone), 3967 nucleotides. RefSeq names its product phosphatase and actin regulator 1. The record is from RefSeq and is a predicted model, not a curated record. Gene Ontology annotation, molecular function: actin binding. Gene Ontology annotation, biological process: actin cytoskeleton organization. Lineage: Eukaryota; Metazoa; Cnidaria; Anthozoa; Actiniaria; Actiniidae.
GCGUUCCGCGUAGUGCGGUUGAGUCAUUAAGAGACGAUCCGUGAGGGACUGGGUCGGUCCGUGACUGAGAUUAAUAUAAACUAAGUUUUAAUUUCAGAUAUGGAGGAAGAAAGACUAAAGAAUGAUAGAAUAUCAAGCAUAGCGGACUCUUCGAACCUCGACCGUGAACGAUCUACGAGCGACCCGUGUAUUAGGAAGGGAAAUUUCGCCAUGAACGGGAAUAUAGCUCAGACAAACGGCCCAAGAAACGGUCUCGUGUCUUCGACUAUCGAGAGAGACGUUGUUGGAACUCCACAGCCAGUUCGAAAGAAUAAAUUCGCUUCAAGCCUCGGAAAGUUUCUUCGCCCAUGGAAAUGGCGUAAAAGAAAGAAGAGCGAUCGAUUCAUAGCAACUUCCCAAAAUCUGGAAAGACAGUUGUCCGUGAGGUCAAAACGUGAGGAUUUAGUCAGAAAAGGGAUCAUUCCUAAUAAUAACUAUGAUGAAGAAGUGAACUCGCAUCCAAAUGGAACAAUAACAGAGGUUGAAGAGACUCCUAGAGAAUCACCUGCAGUUGCUCCAAAACCUUUUAAAGAUGGAGAAAAAAAGCUUGUUAGUAUCCUUAAGCCUUCGCCGUUGCCAAGAAGAUCUCAUGAAGAGAAGGUUGAGAAGGAGCUGAUGGUGAAGCAAGUAGAUCAAGGAAGCAUGAUGGAUCAGUUGGCUAAAGAAUUAGCGAAAAGAGGAAUCACUGAUAAAAGACCAGAAAAACCGAUAAAAAAGAUCAAACGAGCUGCAUUCACAAAAGAUAGCGAAAAUCAGGACAGUGAUUCUGAUCAAGAAGAAAAUCGUAGCGAGGUGCGCUACAAAUGUGGCAUACGACUUCCAGUAAGAAGAGACUCACCAAAGCCUAAACCUAAAAUACCCCUGGCAGAAUCUGAAAAUAAAGUAUGCGGAGAUUCUUCAUCAGAUGAAGAAGAAGAGGAGGAGGGCGUCAUAACUGGUUUGGCAUCAAAAGUCAAGCGAUCUGACAGCCUUGCUAUCAAACUAAGGGCAAGACCAACAAAGAAAGAUUUGGAAGACCGGAACAUCUUACCAACUAAAACAGAGGAAGAGAUUCACGAGCGAAGAGCAGCUGUAGGAUCCAAACUUGUGAGACGCUUGAGCGCUCGACCGACUGCACAAGAACUAAGAGAAAGAAAUAUUUUGAAGACCGCUACCGAAGCGGAAGCGAAGGAAGAAAAAGAAGAAAAGAAGAGAGUCUUGACGAGAAAGUUAAGUCGGAGACCGACAAUACAAGAAUUGAAAGCGAAGAAAAUUAUUAAAUUUAGCGAAUAUGUGGAUUGCUUGGAAUGCCACGACUAUGACAGGAGAGCUGACAAGCCGUGGACUCGUCUUACGCCUGAAGAUAAGGCUGCUAUUCGUAAAGAAUUAAAUGAAUUUAAAAGCACAGAGAUGCUUGUACACGAAGAUAGUAAACAAUAUACAAGAUUUCAUCGCCCAUAGUUUUUAUACCAAGAUGUUUCUAUAAUCAAAGGGGGACGAAGAAAAAUACCUUUAUUUUUGUUGAGGGUGAAUACAAGACAAUACCAAAUACGUAGAGGAAAAUCCUAUCAUAAUGUAUGUAUAAAUUUAAUCACGCGAAAUUGUAAAUAGUUUAUUGUACAGGAAAUUUUUUACUCAUAGAACAGAAUCAUAAUAUGGUCAUUUGAAGAACAAUGUCCGGGAAUCUUUGCUGGUUGAAUUUGCAAGGUUUCCUUCCGGCCGUGUCAGAGUUUAAGAGCCUGGGUACUACUUUUAAUGUCUUAGUACGAUUUCAUGGUAUUUAUCAAAAAGAGUGCGACUUGGCGGGAAUUUYUGAAUAAAUUUGGGGAAUAUUUGUAGCAUUAUGGGUAGAAUUUUUCGCAUUCUUUAUUAAGGCUGCGUCAAUUAUGUUACACUACAUAGGGUGGGGUGGGGAUGAUUUUUGGAACAGUCGCCCCUCCAUAUCCAUGUAUGUAGUAUACAUGAUAAGUGCAGUCUUACUACAUUGAUACCAGGCUCUUUUUACUUAACAUUGCCAAAUUAAUACUCUUUUCCUAAAAUUUAACGAAAGACUGGUAACGAGCUCCACCUGCAUGGAAUCAUGGGAAUACAUUUCUUAAUUCCAAAAUUUCUCUUUGCAGUCUUUCUUCGAAUUUUCGAAAAGAGAGUUUUUCAGAAUCAACUUUAAAUGAUAAUCGUUGCUAUAGCAAUAURACUUAAAUUCUUCACUGGUGUUUUUCCCACAAUCGAUUUCGCGCGCUUUUUAAUCAUGACGGGAACAGACUCAUUCCAAUUCUCUGCGUCUCCAUAUCUCUCGAUUGAAAUUUAGCAGUUUUAAUCUUAGUUUUUUAAAAGUUAUGAGCAGGCUUAUGAAUUCGUAAUCAAGUUAUUAAACGUUGAACUAUUUGAAUUUUCAGGCCAGUUCUUAGCCUGGCAUGUUACAGAAUUUUUUUCUAAUGUAUCUUAAAAACACGUCUUCAAGUUUUAGAAGAAUAUUAAGUUAUAUAAAAAAUGUCUAUUUUUUAAAGUGAUUCGUAGAUUUUCCAUCUCAAGUUAAUUUUCAGUUUUCACGUUAAGAUGCACCAUUUUGCGGACCUAAACAUUCUUUAAAAGCGACCAGCGAGUUAAACAUUUCUUAAAAUYCUUUCAAAAUGGUGGUUCUUGGAAUCACGAAUUCUGUGACGUCAUAGCCGCCAUUUUGGAUUCCAAACUAACUGAUUAUUUCUUUUUCGUGCUUUCUUUCUUUUUUUAUACUUAUGCCACCAGAAUAACCUUAUUCAUAGGAUCAUAAUUCUUUUUUACUGGAUUUAUUUCUCGAUUCAGUCAUUCACAAUUUGUGACUCGACCGUCUCCGUUUGUAUUUCACAAUCAAAAAAAGAUGUAUAUUUAAUAGUAUCUUUCUUACCAGAUUUUUAAUGCCUUCAAAAACUCUUGUUUUAUAAAAAGUGCAUGCUCCUGGGUGACAAAAGUUUGUCUCGCCUCAAAGUCAACUCAAACUUCAGCUUUUCACUUUUGUUUGAGUUGGGCUCCCUGUACUUUGUUUGGCACUAAUAUCGUUCCCAGCUCCUCGGAGUAUGGAAUAACGCAUGCGUAUUCUCUUUAGUUAACGUUUAAGUUAAUUGGCGUGACUUACUUAUGCCGCUGUACGAUGAUGAUGAAACACUAGUACAUUAGUUAAUUACUGGGAYUAUAGUUGUAGAAAUGAAGUUUUGACUUGUUUCUAACAUGCACAGGACCUUCCUCCCGAUAAAGUAGGUUUUGGCACACGUCAAUCAAAAUGUUUCCAUGACAUUGUGAAGAGACAUUAAUUUUUCAAGGGUAUGUGCCUUUUAAAUAUCAAACGGAUUUGGAAACGCUUUGAUCAUACCGUCCACCAAAACCUACUUUGUCGCAACAAGUUGUAUCAUUGGGCUACACGUUAUUGAGAAUCGGUUUUCUAAGACCCCUAAAACUCUCAGACGUGGAGUUUUGUGACACAGGGGCCAGUUGUACAAAGGGUAGAUAGCGCUAUCCGAGGGAUAAAUCUUAUCCAGUGGAUACAUUUAUUGGAUAACAGCAUCGGCUUAUCCACUGGAUAAAAAUUUAUCCAUCGUAUUAUAACGCUAUCCACCCUUCGUACAACCGGUCCAAGGCCUUUGUAAAUUUGAUAGUUGGAAGAAUGCAGAAUAUUUGUGCUCUUGCAGAGAAUCAGACAAUGAAUUUUAAAUAUUUCUAGCUCAAACCAAGAGAGCAUAAAUAACAUAUUUAUGCUCUCUUUCUCAAACUUAGUACUGAUUUGUUCAAAGCCUCAGUGCCAAUCAAAACUGGAUUAGCACUGACACGUCAGGCUUUGCACGACAGGGCUCCAAACUUCAGAACCUUGAUUGAAACUGUGACGAUUAAUUUGUACAUAAAAUUUAUAUCCUGGUCUUAAGAAUAUGUAAAUAAAUUAGGCUUUAAUUAAUAAAGUACAACGUUAAGAGAAAAAGUU